Calypte anna (Anna's hummingbird) is the source of this 2118-nucleotide messenger RNA. RefSeq names its product lysosomal acid glucosylceramidase. Lineage: Eukaryota; Metazoa; Chordata; Aves; Apodiformes; Trochilidae. The record is from RefSeq and is a predicted model, not a curated record. Gene Ontology annotation, molecular function: glucosylceramidase activity. The coding region runs from base 317 to 1879 and encodes 520 amino acids. Gene Ontology annotation, biological process: glucosylceramide catabolic process. The transcript has 10 exons.
GGAGCAGCGCGGGGCGGGGCGGGUCCGCGCCGUGCGCCGUCCCGGUGCCCCCCGCAUCUCCCGGGCCCGUGGCAGGGGUAGGGCCGGGCCCGCUCUCUUGCCCAAGCCGCGGCCUGCCCAGAGCCGGUGCCGCUCCUGUACCGGUGCCCCGGGCGUGGGCGGGACGGGAAGCCCGGUCGCCCUUAAAGGCGAGGCCGGCAGCGGCCCUGGGGCCGGGCAGGCAGCGAGCCGGGACCGGCUCGGGGUGCCACCGGGACAGGAGGCUUCGUCGGGGCCGGUGCUGGCAGGCUCCGGGGGCGGCGGCGGCGGCGGGGCCAUGGGAGCCCUGGGCUGGCGGCGGCUGCUGCUGGUGCUGCUGGCCGUGCACCGGGCUGCAGGUGCCCGGCCCUGCAGCCCCAAGUAUUUUGGUCGCGACGCCAUGGUGUGUGUCUGUAAUGCCACAUACUGUGACACCCUGGACCCCGUCGUCCUGCCGGUCCCGGGCACUUACAUCAAGUACGAGAGCAGCAAGGCUGGGAAGAGGCUGGAGCGCAGCGAGGGGAGCUUCCAGCGCAUGCUGCACGCCCCAGAUCUGGUCCUGACUGUAGACACAACGCAGAGGUACCAGCACGUGAAGGGUUUUGGUGGUUCUGUCACGGAUGCUGCUGCCAUAAAUAUCCUUUCCCUGCCAGAAAGAGCCCAGGACCACCUGCUCCGCUCGUACUUCUCUGAGGAAGGAUUAGAGUACAACCUCAUCCGGAUCCCCAUGGCCAGCUGUGACUUCUCCCUCCAUGCCUACACCUAUGACGACGUUCCCUUCGACUACGAGCUCACGCACUUCAGACUGCGAGAUGAGGACACGAAGCUGAAGAUUCCUGUCCUCCACCGAGCCUUGGCCAUGAGCAAGCAGCCGGUGUUGCUGUACGCGAGCCCCUGGACCUCCCCGACCUGGAUGAAGACCAGUGAGUCCUUCGUGGGGAAGGGCACACUGAAGGGACAAGCAGGGGACAAGUACCACAAGACUUGGGCCAACUACUUUGUACGGUUCCUGGAUGAAUACGCCAAGUACAACUUGACCUUCUGGGCAGUGACAGCUGAGAACGAGCCUACAGCUGGGCUGAUUAACAACUACCCCUUCCAGUGCCUGGGUUUCACAGCCGAGCAGCAACGGGACUUCAUCGCCCAGGACCUGGGCCCCGCGCUGGCCAACAGCUCCCACCACAACAUCCAGCUCAUCAUCCUGGACGACAACCGGCUCCACCUCCCACACUGGGCUAAAGUAGUCCUUGAGGAUGAAAAAGCAGCUCGUUACAUCCAUGGCAUAGGCAUCCACUGGUAUCUGGACUUCAUCGGUCCCAUACAGGACACGGUGGUGCCCACACAUGAACUCUUCCCUGAUUAUUUUAUCCUGGCCACGGAGGCGUGCAUUGGGGCCCACUUCUGGGAGCGGGAUGUUAUCCUGGGCUGCUGGGAGCGGGGCAACCAGUACAGCCACAGCAUCCUGAUGAAUCUGAACCACUAUGUGGCUGGCUGGACCGACUGGAACCUGGCCCUGGAUCUGGAGGGAGGCCCCAACUGGGUUAAGAACUACGUGGACAGCCCUGUCAUUGUGGAUGCCAGUGAAGGCAUCUUCUACAAGCAGCCCAUGUUCUACCACAUGGGGCACUUCAGUAAGUUCAUUCCUGCGGGAUCCCAGCGCGUGGGGAUCGUUGCCUCCAAAGAGUCCAAAAAGACUGAUCUGGAGUACACGGCGUUCCUGCGCCCCGACGGUGCUGUGGUGGUGGUGGUUCUGAACCGGUCCCCACAGAAUGUCACCUUUGGGCUGGCUGAUAGGGUUGGCCUCAUCGCAGCCAUGGCUCCAGCCAGCUCCAUCCAGACCUACCUAUGGCAGCGGCACUGAAGGGGCUGGGACACCCGUGGCUGGGCAGGGGCAGCUGAGCCAGGCCAGGAGAGGAGCCCCAGACUGCCCGCAGGCUCGGGCCAGGGAGCAAAGAGGAGGCAGCUCCCAGUCCUGUCUGGGCUGUGGUGGAGCAGAGUGCUCGGGCGAGCUGGGUCAAGGAGUGCUGGGCACGGAGAUCCCAGAGGCUCUAAACGCUGUUUUCUGCUGCUCCAAUAUUAAAGGCUGCUGCUGCCUCUUCA